AUGCCUUCACUCUCCGAAGCCUUUCGAGGUCACCCUGUGUACCUUCACCACAAGCACCUCGACUUCACCACUCUGCAAGAACAACUCCCCGAUUCUUAUGCUUGGACACAACCAGAUGCUGAUCAUGCUGCUCAUUACUACCAUCUCACAAGUUACCCUUCCAAUGACCACAACGACGACACCAAGGGUGUCCCUGUCAUCGAUUUGAACCACCCUAAUGCUCCAAACCUCAUAGGGCAUGCAUGCAAAACAUGGGGUGUGUUCCAAGUGGUGAACCAUGGCAUCCCCAUGAACCUCUUCACUGACAUUCAGAGAGCUUGCCUUGCCUUGUUCUCUCUCCCUCUUCACCAGAAGCUCAAAGCUGCUCGCUCCCCUGACGGCGUCUCCGGCUAUGGCCGCGCUCGCAUCUCCUCCUUCUUCCCCAAACUCAUGUGGUCUGAAUGCUUCACCAUUCUCGACUCCCCUCUCAACCUCUUCCUCCAACUCUGGCCCCAAGACUAUGAUAAAUACUGUGAGAUUGUGAUGGAAUAUGAAGCAGCCAUGAAGAAACUAGCAGCGAAGCUGAUGUGCCUUGUGUUGGCUUCCCUUGGUAUUUCAAAGGAAGACAUUAAAUGGGCUGGGCCACCAGGAGAUUUCAGUGGGGCUUGCGCGGCCUUGCAUUUGAAUUCUUACCCGAGUUGUCCGGAUCCGGAUCGAGCCAUGGGUUUGGCGGCCCACACGGACUCCACACUCCUCACAAUUCUGCACCAAAACAACGUCAGUGGGCUUCAGGUUCUUAAGGACGGUGAAGGGUGGGAGGCGGUGCCGCCACUUCCGGGAGGUCUGGUGAUUAACGUCGGCGAUCUGCUCCACAUUUUGUCAAACGGGUUGUACCCGAGUGUUCUCCAUCGGGUGCAGGUGAACCGGAGCCGGCAGAGGUUCUCCGUUGCUUAUCUAUAUGGGCCCCCAACAAACGUGGAAAUCAGUCCAAAUGCAAAAUUGGUAGGCCCAAGUAGGCCCGCUCUUUAUCGAUCGGUGACAUGGAACGAGUACCUUGGGACCAAAGCAAAACAUUUCAAUAAGGCUCUUUCAGUGGUUAGGAUUUCUUCAUCUGUUAACGGUUUAUUUGAUUUAAAGGAGGAUCAAAACAAUGACUUUUAA
Molecule: messenger RNA, 1140 nt
Organism: Sphenostylis stenocarpa
Lineage: Eukaryota; Viridiplantae; Streptophyta; Magnoliopsida; Fabales; Fabaceae
Source: the annotation of a GenBank genome assembly